GACCCUAACGGUUGGCACCACCGGUCGGUGGCAGGGGGCCCCCACUGCUCCGUGGGGCUCGCUCCAGCCACGGGAGGGACACGGAAGCCCAGCAGCUGCAGCAGACGAGGAAGCUGAGCCUUGCUGAAGAACUGCAAGAGAGCCAUUCUCCAUGCCAGGGACAGAAGGGGAUAAAAAGAUGGCAAAGAAAGAAAGAGUGACCCCGUCUCUGGUCUUUGCUGUGACCGUGGCUGCAAUCGGCUCUUUCCAGUUUGGCUACAACACUGGGGUCAUAAAUGCUCCCGAGAUGAUCAUAAAAGAUUUUAUCAACAGCACCUUGUCCGAGAAGUUAAAGGAUCCUCCCAGCACGGGGCUGCUCACGACGCUCUGGUCCUUGUCCGUAGCUAUCUUCUCCGUGGGCGGGAUGCUUGGCUCCUUCUCCGUUGGACUCUUUGUCAACCGCUUUGGCAGGCGCAACUCAAUGCUCAUGGUCAACCUCCUGAUCGUCGCUGGCGGCUGCCUCAUGGCUUUCUGCAAGAUCUUUGGCUUGAAGUUCAUCUUGGGGACUGAAGAGCUCUGGCCUCUGCUGCUCGGCUUCACCAUUAUCCCAGCCAUCUUGCAAAGUCUGGCACUUCCUCUUUGCCCGGAAAGUCCUAGAUUCUUACUCAUUAACAGAAAAGAAGAGGAGCGUGCUAGGAAAAUCCUGCAGCGGCUGUGGGGCUCUGAGGACGUGUCCCAGGACAUCCAGGAGAUGAAGGACGAGNNNGUGCGGAUGAGCCAGGAGAAGAAGGUCACCGUGCUGGAGCUCUUCCGCUCCCGCAGCUACCGCCAGCCCAUCAUCAUCUCUGUCGUGCUGCAGCUCUCCCAGCAGCUCUCAGGGAUCAAUGCUGUGUUCUAUUACUCAACGGGAAUCUUCAAGGACGCGGGCGUCAAGGAGCCCAUCUACGCCACCAUCGGUGCGGGCGUGGUCAACACCAUCUUCACUGUGGUGUCCGUGUUUCUGGUGGAAAGGGUGGGAAGGAGGAGCCUGCACAUGAUCGGCCUCGGCGGCAUGGCUGUGUGCUCCAUCACCAUGACUGUCUCACUGCUACUGAAGGACAAUUACAAUUUCAUGAGCUACAUCUGCAUUGUGGCCAUCUUGGUCUACGUGGCCUUCUUUGAGAUCGGGCCGGGCCCCAUCCCCUGGUUCAUCGUGGCGGAGCUCUUCAGCCAGGGACCCCGCCCGGCAGCUAUGGCUGUCGCCGGCUGCUCUAACUGGACCUCCAACUUUUUGGUUGGACUGCUCUUCCCCACGGCUGCAGCCGCUUUAGGAGCCUACGUUUUUAUCAUCUUCGCCGUCUUCCUUAUUAUCUUCUGGCUGUUCACCUUCUUCAAAGUCCCAGAGACCCGAGGCAGGACUUUUGAGGACAUCUCACGGGCCUUUGAAGGGCGAGAUCAGGACGCCGCAGGAUCCGGGAAGAGCCCAGCCAUGGAGCUGAACAGCCUGCAGCCUGGGAAGCAGCAGGCCACAGGCGUGUAGGCCACCUCCACCAGGACUGCGGACAGCGACCCUCUGAGGCCGCCUUCAGCCCACAAACCUAGGACUGUUACAGUGCUGCUGCCCGUGCCUGUCUCCCCCUCAGCAAGCCCUGGCUUACAGGCCAGUGCCCGGGCUUCUCAAAGCGUAUCACUUGUUGGACCUUCUCCCGUGGCACCAGCCAGGUGACCUCCCCUCACUGGGCCACACACCCCUCUUCUGCCGUGAGGGCCAGCUCUGCUCGGGUGCAAGGGAAAGCUGUGGAUUCCACACCUCAGUUCUCAGGCACUUGGGUUGUAUUUAUUUUAUCUCCUGGUUUUACUGCAUAAAUAUUUAUUUUUUUAAGUAAAUUUUACCAAACAGUGAAGACAUAAGGAAAUGGAGGUGAGAGGCCUUUAAAGAAAGGCUAUAGAUAAAGCAGGUUUGAUACCAGAGCAAGCAAGGUGUGAGAAGGAAAGACUCAGGGAGAAGGGGGGUGCAAUGUGGUCCCCAGGAGGGCACCUGCUCCCCACAGUGUCUGCAUCUCUCACAGGAGACUUCGUUACACUUCAUUUCAGGAAAGUCAUGUGCCUGCAGAGAAAAACUACUGGUUACCUUUGGAAGUUUGCUUUAAAAUUAUAGUUUAUAUACAUAUAUAUAGUAUUACUUGAAAUCCGGGGCUGUUACUAAGAUGGGCAUUGUCAUUACAUGCAGUAGAUGGAUUUUUAUUUCAAGAGUCCAGACAAGAGAGGUUGUUUGUAGAAAGCCACCUCCCUACCCUCCCUGGACCAAGCCAAUUCUCAUUUGUCCUGUAGACCCCACACCCCCACCCUCACCUCUACCCCCACCCUGCUCUCCAGUGAGGGCAAAAAAUACUGCUCACUAGAGCUUCAUUGUUUCUCCACUUUGUUACAAUAUUUUGUUGAUUUUUGACUUUAACUUAUAGCUUUAAAGGAAUUCCGAGGAGAACCCUCAUGGGUAAUUUGGAAUUUGAGACCUCAGCUCUGGGAAAAGAUUUUUCAUGAACGAUUGCUGUGUUUUAGUGUGCUGUGUAUGGUCAGGGCUUGCCGGUCCACGUCUGUUACCAUACCAGGUCACUCUUGUACCAUGUUACUGUGACACCCACUAGGUGCCCUCAGGGACCUGACUCCUCUGAUGGACACAUUUAAGAAGGGAGUAAAUGACACUUGGAGAGCAGGAGCGUGUGUUGCUCUGUCAUAUUGCUCGGGUGGAAGUAGUUCAUAGGCCACUUGCUUCGAGUGUUGCUGUCACCUCCUUUUGCAUAGAAUGUAUUAAACCCACCCCUAUAUGUAGAAGCAACACUGCCUCUGCUGGGUGGUAUUUGCACCCAAAACUUGUGAUUCAGAUUCACCUGCUGUCCUUCAGGAAUGGAAGGAGCCACCUCCCUUGGCUGAGGUGGAGGGGGAAGGGGAGAGAUGAGGUUGCCUGGGGGUUUGAGGGGCUGCA
Messenger RNA from Octodon degus (degu), 2941 nucleotides. RefSeq names its product solute carrier family 2, facilitated glucose transporter member 3. Bases 152 to 1498 code for a protein of 448 amino acids. Gene Ontology annotation, biological process: monosaccharide transmembrane transport. Gene Ontology annotation, cellular component: membrane. NCBI's taxonomy places the organism in Eukaryota, Metazoa, Chordata, Mammalia, Rodentia, Octodontidae. Gene Ontology annotation, molecular function: hexose transmembrane transporter activity. The transcript is spliced from 12 exons. The record is from RefSeq and is a predicted model, not a curated record.